Molecule: messenger RNA, 603 nt
Organism: Penicillium vulpinum
Lineage: Eukaryota; Fungi; Ascomycota; Eurotiomycetes; Eurotiales; Aspergillaceae
Product: aminoglycoside phosphotransferase family protein
Exons: 1
Coding region: 1-603 (200 amino acids)
Source: RefSeq, a predicted model, not a curated record
AUGCCUCCAGUUUCCGACGAAACAUCAUCACAAGAAACCAAAGCCACAGCUGAACCAGACUGGACAGCAACAACCGCCGAGCGAGCCUACUACCACCAAGACAAAACAUUCAUAAAGCGCUCCUUACGCAAUAGCGAAUACAUGCGCACGCAGAAAGGCACAAUCCACAUCCCACGACUGGGCAAAGAACGACUCCAAAACGAGGCCGCUUGUCUGCGAUUUAUACAUAAAAACACCGAUAUCCCCGUACCGAAGCUGUACGGCUCGUUUGAGGUCGACGGAUCCUAUUUUCUGAUCACGGAGUAUGUCGAGGGGGUGAGUAUGUCUGAUCUCGAUGAGACAGAGAAGGGGGUUGUGAAGGCAGAAAUAUUCAGACAUUUGGAGACUAUGAGAGGGGUUCGAUCUGGCAGGAUUGGAGGCCCUGGAGGGUUGAAAUUGGUUAUCCCGCCGUGGCGGGCAUUGCAUGCUUCCGAGAAGGACAGGGAGAGGAGUAUGGUUUCUGUCAUAACGAUUUGUUCGCAACAUAAUGUGAUUGUUGAUCCUGGGACGUUGAAGAUAGCUGCUAUUAUUGACUGGGAAUACGGAGGAUUCUGGCCUGAGUAA